Molecule: messenger RNA, 4298 nt
Organism: Bursaphelenchus xylophilus (pine wood nematode)
Lineage: Eukaryota; Metazoa; Nematoda; Chromadorea; Rhabditida; Aphelenchoididae
Source: the annotation of a GenBank genome assembly
AUGAACACGUCAAGCGUUAUCUUCGAGAUCGCUGACACCCUCAGACAUCCGGAUCCCCAUAAGGAAGGCAUUUUCCUCUGUUUCAACCAACUUUUCCUGCCCUGUUUGUUGUCAUCACGAGUCGUGAAAGUCUCCUGGUAUUUCUCGGGAGGGACUAGUCUGGUCGAUUGGAUUGGUCUUUACAGAAUAGGUAAGUUAGUGUAUACAAAAUUUCUCAUUUCUUCAGAAGAGAAUAACCCGCUGAAUUACAUUGAUUACAAGAGUUUUGGUGUUUGUGGAUUCUCGAAAGGGCAAGUUGAGUGGAAAAUCACUUGGGAUCACAUGGAAGAAAACGACAAUCACUCCAAAAUCAACUUCAGGUAACCAACAUUCAAUCGCAAAAUGAUGUUUCAGAUAUUUUUCCGGCAUAUCUGGGACUGUGCGAGCAACCAGCGAAGAUGUUCUUGUAUACAAAGAUGCCCAUGUAGUAGUGAAGGCAAUUGUCUGUGAAAACCUCGAUUACAAAAAUAAAGAGUUGCUGGUUAAAAUCGAGUACAGCACAGGCUGUAGCUACACAACGGAUGUCUCAAAACAGCCCAUUUGGAUGGAUCUGGUAAAAAGAGUCAUCUGGAUUGUUUUUAAUUUUUUCAGAAUUUUUGUUUCCCAUCCGAUCGUUCCAAAGAAUUGACAAUAACGUUAAAAGAAAAGAGGAAAUGCAAUUCGAAAGUAAUUGGAGAGGCCAACAUCAGCAUCGCCAAUAUUAUACACAGCAAUAAUAAGUAAGUCAAAACUACUUCCAACUACAAUUCAGGAUAAUCUCGGCAUCUCUGCGGCCGGCAAAUGGAUAUACACUAAUGAAUACCACCAUCAGAAUACACUGCGGUUUCGAACCGGCCCAGAGAAAGUCGGUACAAGGUCAGUGGCCACAAAGACUUUUUUCUGCCUCGAGGCAAUGAAUGCCAAAAAAGAAUAAACCCAGAGAUAAACGACUUUAUUCUUACUUUCAGACACUAUGCAAUUGCUCCAAGAAUUGGAUUCCGAGGAUAUUCUAGAUCUGCCCUCCAGUUCUAAUAAUAAUUUUUCGCCUAAGGCUAUGGAAAGAUCUCUGUACUCGAUGGAGUCAAACAAAAGCUCCAACCAAAAUACUAGAAGCUCAUCUUUUCUUCCGAAAGGUAAUCAUUUAUAUUAUGCGCAAUAUAAGGCCAUGUGAUUUUUUUUUAGGUUGGGAAGUUAGAGUGGAUCGUCAUAAUCGUCUUAUUUACGUUGAUCACAACCAAAAGAAAACAACCUGGAAUCCUCCAGUUCUGUUGGAAAGAGAAAUAGAGGAAAAUGCAAAUAUCCCUAUUAAGAGUAAUCGGAGAACUGUAAUGAAUAUGCCCAAAAUAUCCAAACAAGACCUCCCAAUCGCCGUGAAAUUCAUUCAGUCAUUCGAUUUCCACAAUAAUCUUUACAAAAAACCGGUAAGUGAUAGUUAAAGUAUUGGGUCGUAAAGAAGAUUCGUUCGGUUUUUUAUCUGAUUUGUUUUAUAAUCUAAAUAAUAUAAUACAAGAAUUGUUUGCUGUUUGGCAAAAGGUAUUUAUUUAUUUGAUACAGCUUCUCCUCUACGAAACUGCGUUUUUAGUUUUUUUGAUAAUUUUUUUUCGGUCUCAAAAAUGAUUAUCCAGAAGGCAAAAAUUUGCGUUUCCGACACCUGCUUUUUUUCGCCGAGCAACACGUAGACAUAAACAGCGCUUUUUGUAUCGAAUCAUCACGGGAGAUGAGAAAUGGUGUCUGUAGUGAAGCAAAGAAGGGAGUGGGUGGCCCCAGGAGACAGUCAAGCAAGAUCUCCACCCAAAAAGGCCAUGAUCUGCGUUUGGUGGGACUGGGAAGGCAUGGUGCAUUGGGAAAUGCUUGAAAAGACCGCCACGGUCAACAAGGAGCUCUAUGUUGUCCAGCUACACCGCGUGAAUGAGGCUAUUCGACUGAAAAGGCCCGAUAGACAAGGCCAAGUCAUCUUGUUCCACGAGUCAUCUUGCUCCCAUGUUGCACAAGUCGUCACCCCAAGAGCUUGAAUGGGAGGUUCUUCAGCACCCGCCAUCCUCUCGGACCUUGCGCCAACCGAUUACCACCUUUUCCGCUCCUUAUCAAACCAAAUCCGGGGUGAAAAAUUCUACGGUGAAGAGGACCUCAAAUACUUUUUAGAGCCUGAAUGACAAGAAAUUAAAUUUUCAAAAAAAAAAAACAAAAGACACAGUUCUGUAGAGGAGACAGAGCUGUAUCAAAUAUGUAAACACUUUUUCAAACAACAAAAAAAAUUGUAAAACAAAACAAUAAAAAAACCGAACAAACUUUCUUUACGAUCCGAUAAAUAAACAGCAUUACAGGAAGCUCUGGAAUUGUACAAUCAAAGCCCAUACCUCAGAUAUCUGCUUCAAAAGUUGAGAAGAAACAAAGCAGAGUUCAGAGAAUUAGACACCAAUAAAGAACUGAUGAGAUUCCUGAAUAUUUUCGCUGAUACUACACAACCCUUGCCCAAUGGAUGGGAAAUCGCUGUGAGAAAAGAGGACUCGCAGGUAAAAUAAUAAUAAAAUAGGCAAUGUAACCAACACCUGCUUAGAGGUUCUUCGUUGAUCAUAACAAUAAAACUAUUGGCCUCCUAGAUCCCCGACUUCCAAUCUCAAAUCCUCAACAAAUACGGACUAAAAUACGAUCAAGGAGUGAACCGCCAAAGCAAAAUAAUGCGAUCGUAAGUCAACAAAACCACAAAUUUGACUUAAUCAGGGCCAUGACGUCACCCUUUUGGCAUUGGACAUCAAUAGAAAGAGUAAAGAACUGAAGGCCCUGGUGAAGACAAUGAUGCCUGAGGUGUCUAGUAAAGUUUGCAAACAAUUGGAUUACAUCAGAGUUCGCGGAGAUCUCGGGCUCUUGCAGUAUGCCAAUGACAUUGAUUUCAUAAAAGCCCUAAGGUAACCGUACAGAAUAAAAUCUUACAAACUCGUUUAGUCUUAUGGAAAAGGCAGAAAUCAGUGAAGCUAAAACAAACUUCGAACUCAAAUCGGAGUACUUCUACCAAUCCUUACAAAGAGCCGGCUAUGCUCAGGGACCAGGAAAAAUACGAUUCAAAUUACGAAGGAACAACCUGCUGAACGAUGCCUUUGACAAGAUCUUGGCAGUAGAUGAAUUGUAUUUGAAAAGAUACAAGAUGAUGGUUUCGUUUGACGACGAAGAUGGGUAAGUUUGCAAACCAUCACAGAAGAUCACCAAUAAUAUUUCAGAUUGGAUUACGGUGGACCAUCACGUGAACUCUUUUUCCUAUUAUCAAAAGAAAUAUUCAACCCUUACUAUGGCCUCUUUGAAUAUUCAUCUACAGAUUCUUACACCUUACAGAUCAGUCCGAUGUCAAAGUUGGUCGACAAUUACAUCCAAUGGAUGAAUUUGGCCGGAAAGAUAAUCGGCUUAGCUCUUAUACAUCAUUGCAUGGUCGACACUUUCUUUACAACUCCGUUUUAUAAGAUAAUUCUAGGAAUGUAAGCAAAUAUAAUUAAUCAAAAAUUUGAUUUAGACCUUACACUUUGGAGGAUCUAAAAGAUACAGAUCGAGAAUUCUAUCAAUCCCUAAAUUGGAUAAAGAAAAACAAAACCGAUCCUGAAUUGGAUAUGACAUUUACAGCUACUAAAGAAGUUGCCGGGAGAAUAGGAGAAGUCGAAUUAAUAACUGGAGGGAAGGAUCUGCUAGUAACGGAUGCAAACAAGGACCAAUUCAUCUCUUUGAUGCUCAAAUGGAAACUGGAAAAGAAUGUCGAAGAACAGUUGAAAUCUUUCCUUAACGGACUCUUCUCUGUACGCAUAUAUUGUAAUCGAAAGUAUUGUUUUAGGUGGUAGACAGAGAAUUCCUGAGGAUAUUUGAUCCAAACGAACUCUCGUAUAUUUUAUCAGGAUCUGUAGAAAUCGACCUGAAUGAUUGGAGGAAAAAUACCGAAUACAAAGGAGGAUUCAGCGACUCUCAUCCAGUAAUCCGGUGGUUCUGGCAAUUCGUUUAUGAAAUGACAAACUCGGAGAGAUUAAAGCUGCUUCAAGUAAGGUCACCCCAACAUGUUUGUUUUCACUUCUCUUCAGUUUGUAACCGGGACAACAACAAUACCACAUGAAGGAUUUAAAGCCCUUAGGGGAUCUGAUGGCCUCAAAAAGUUUACAAUUGACCGAUGGGGAGAUACGACCAGUCUUCCUCGGGCACACACUUGCUUCAAUCGACUAGAUCUGCCAUGUUACACUACUUUCACAAUAUUGAAAGAGAAACUACAAACCGCGAUGACUGAAAGCGUCAGUUACGCAAUUGAAUAA